This is a messenger RNA of Carassius auratus (goldfish), 1872 nucleotides long. Its product is annotated as sphingolipid delta(4)-desaturase/C4-monooxygenase DES2. The coding region runs from base 246 to 1214 and encodes 322 amino acids. Gene Ontology annotation, cellular component: membrane. Lineage: Eukaryota; Metazoa; Chordata; Actinopteri; Cypriniformes; Cyprinidae. Gene Ontology annotation, molecular function: sphingolipid delta-4 desaturase activity. The transcript has 3 exons. The record is from RefSeq and is a predicted model, not a curated record. Gene Ontology annotation, biological process: ceramide biosynthetic process; sphinganine metabolic process.
UUCUUAGCGGGAUGAAGCAGACUGUGGGCUGGGCUGCUCUCUGACCAACUUGAUCUCGUUACUUCGUUAGGGUUUCGGCUGAAGUUAGUUACCGUUGGUAUAGACCAUAGACUGUAUAAAAACAGGUAUAGACUCACACUCAGGCACACCUUCUGCUGUUCUUAUCUAAGAGGGCGUGUCCGAAACGAGUCUAGUAAGCGAGGGAUCACCUGAGCUCAUCACACCAGCAGCACACAGGUGUCAAAAUGGGCAAAGCUGUUGGACGCUGGGACUUUGAGUGGGUCUAUAACGAGCAGCCGCACACAUGGAGAAGAAAAGAAAUAUUAGCAAAGUAUCCUGAAAUCAAGUCUCUGAUGGGUCAUGAUCCCCAGCUGAAGUGGGUCGUGUCAGGGAUGGUUCUCACCCAGCUCCUGGCAUGUUACAUGGUCCAUGAUCUCUCCUGGAAGUGGUUGUUGUUUUGGGCGUAUGCGUUCGGGGGCUGCAUCAACCACUCUUUGACCCUAGCCAUCCAUGACAUUUCACACAAUGUGGCCUUUGGCACCAAAAGGGCACUCUGGAACCGCUUGUUCGCCAUGUUCGCCAAUCUCCCAAUUGGCUUGCCUUAUUCCGCAUCCUUCAAGAAGUACCACAUCGAUCACCAUCGUUAUCUUGGAGGUGAUGGAUUGGACGUAGACAUUCCUACUGACCUUGAGGGCUGGUUCUUCUGUACCCCAGCCAGAAAGGUGGUCUGGCUCUUUCUCCAGCCUUUGUUCUAUGCGCUCCGUCCGUUGGUGGUGAACCCCAAGCCCGUGACCAGGUUGGAGAUGCUGAAUGCAGUCGUGCAGUUUGUGGUAGACAUUAUCAUCUACUAUUUUUGGGGUCUCAAGCCCAUUGUCUACCUCAUCUCUGGCUCUAUACUGUGUAUGGGCCUGCAUCCAAUCUCUGGACACUUCAUCGCUGAGCACUACAUGUUUAUGAAAGGUCAUGAAACCUACUCUUAUUACGGCCCUCUCAACUUAAUAACCUUCAAUGUGGGAUACCAUAUGGAGCACCAUGACUUCCCCAGCAUUCCUGGCAGCAAAUUACCUGAGGUCAAGAGAAUUGCAGCAGAGUACUAUGACUCACUCCCUCAACACACUUCCUGGAUGAGAGUGCUCUGGGACUUUGUGUUUGAUGAUGCCAUCGGCCCCUACGCCAGAAUCAAGAGACAAUACAAACUUGACAAAAAAGAAUGAAUUGUGUUUUAUACUACUGAUCUAACCAAACAUACAAGGUAUUUAUUUACACAAUAUCUAUACAAAUCUGUGAGGCACUUGCAGGCGUUAAGUUAAAAAGGAACAAACCCUUUCACGUGUGAACCUGCAUACCCUUUUCAUUCUGUCACAGAAUUUCAUCAUAUAGAUCCAUCUGUGUCCAAUGUUUGCACAAUAACGGUUAUGAUUUGUGGUUUACUGUUUGGGUGUCUCAAAGCCCAGCUAAUCUUCUCAAAUUCUUUCCAUACACCCAUUCCUAAUUAAACCAUGAAAUUUAGUUUAGAUGUUGUUCUUAUGGUAUUCAUGUUUGAUAUCACUGUAGUUAUUUGUGAUUAUCACCUUUUUACACUUUCUCAGCUAAAUCCAACUACUGAGAUGCCAGCUAAUAUGUACCUAAGGAAAGAAGUGCUGAGAUGAAAUGAAGUGGAUUUAUAUUGCCUUUUCAUCGGAGGCUUUUUUGAAGACGGAAUAUUUAAUAUUUUAUGCACUGUUGUGUAACUAGAAGUCUUUAAAUAUUUUGUUUAAUACAUUCUGUUGUUUGCGAUUUGACUGUAUAACUACGAACACCAUAUUGUUGUGGAAUAGAUUUGUUCAGCCCAAUGUAUUUCAAUAAAUUUCCUUCUUGCAUGAUGAAUCUGAA